Messenger RNA from Hyposmocoma kahamanoa, 4706 nucleotides. RefSeq lists its product as uncharacterized. Lineage: Eukaryota; Metazoa; Arthropoda; Insecta; Lepidoptera; Cosmopterigidae. The coding region runs from base 163 to 4377 and encodes 1404 amino acids. The transcript is spliced from 23 exons. The record is from RefSeq and is a predicted model, not a curated record.
AUUGGGAAACACCGAAAUAAAAAUUUGGUGUUAGUGCCUUUUGGACUGUGAGUGCUACGGGACGCGCUACGAUUCGUAGAAGCCGCCUUGCAGGAAAGCCCAAGCCACCACAUGUGUGGUCGGUGACGCGUGGUGACCACCAGCAGCCAGCAGUGCCGGAAAAUGAAGCCGCGGGGGCGCGUCAUGCACGCCUUCACUGCGCUCACCAUGCUCACCAUGGCUAAUGCCCAAACCACCUGCAAUCAAGGAAUGGGUCGAGUUAUGUACGAGCGAUUGCCAAACCAACAACUUCACGGAUUCGACGAUGACGUUAUACACGACACGUCGCCACCUUUUCGCGUAUUGGAAAAAUGCCAAGACCUAUGCUUACGGGACCGAUCCUCUAACGGCUUGGUAAGGACAUGCAACUCCAUCGACUUCCAGCCUGGAGCACGUAUUGCUGCCUUUAGCCCUGAACCCGAAUACGAAGAAUCCACUUGUUAUUUGACUCGUGAACAGGCCGCACCAGAAGGCAUUGGCACGCUUAUGAUCGUACCAAACAGCAUGCAUUUCAACGAAAUCUGUCUCACAUCAAAUCGUCCAGAGCGAGAAUGUCCGUCGCGCCGUUAUGUUUUCGAACGUCACGCACGAAAACGCUUGAAACUUCCCCCUUCAGAUCUCAAAGAGAUGAUGGUUGCCAACCGUACUGAAUGCGAGGACAAGUGUCUGAAUGAGUUCAGUUUUGUCUGUCGUUCUGCUACGUAUGAUUCUGCAUUGAGGACAUGUUCUCUAAGCAGAUUCACUAGGAGAACCCACCCAGAAUUAUUGGAGGAUGAUCAUAACGCUGACUAUUUAGAAAAUACUUGUUUGAACGCCGAACGCCGUUGCGAUGGUCUAGCAGUUUUUAUCAAAGAGGAAAAUAAACGUCUAGGAGGUCCAUUCGAAGCUGAUGUCUUCUCCAAUAUGACUUUGGAAGAAUGUCAAUCUAUGUGCGUCAGAGCUGAAAAGUAUUUCUGUCGGUCAAUUGAGCAUGACAUGAUGACACGUCAAUGCGUACUCUCCGAGGAAGAUUCAGUAUCACAAAAGGAUGACGUGACUGUUAGUGCAUCUGCCACACACCACUUCUACGAUCUUGUUUGUCUCGACAAUCUCUCUCAUCGGGUGACAGCUCGCGGUACGGAGUAUCCUGACAACAGCGUGACUUCACAUCUCUUCUCGCCUGGAAGGAGACCAGAUACUGCUUUCCAGAGAUACAGGAAUAGCAGAAUCACCGGAGAAUUCCAUUCAGAGAUUACAGGACGAUCACUCAGCGAAUGCUUGGACGAAUGUCUUAGACAGACCAGUUUCCAAUGCAGGUCCGCGGUGUACAGCGAUCGCGCCAGGACAUGCCGCCUUAGUCGCUACAACCAGAAGGAUGGAAUGCGUUUACUCUAUGAUCCUGACUUCGAUUAUUACGAAAAUCUUAUGCAUCAGCUAGUGAGUGGAGAAACGGAAGCAGGGGGAGCGGCUAGUGGUGCGCAGACACCCUGGGGGCGUCCUGCUACUAGUACAGGUGGUAGUAAUGGCGGGGAUCGAGACAGAUACCCUCCUGGCGCAGACCGCUAUCCAGAUGAUGACAGAUAUCCGGAUGACGAUCGGUAUAACCGACCGGAUCGUUAUCCUGACGAUCGCUACCCGGCAGACCCUUAUGACCGGUACCCAGAUGAUAGAUACCCUGACGAUCGAUACCCUCCAGGCGUCGGAUUAGAUAGAUAUCCCAUCGACAGAUAUCCUCCAGGAGUAGACCGGUAUCCUGACAGAAUUCCUGCCGGUAGUAGAUAUCCUAUUGGUCCAAUUGGAGAUCGUUACCCUCUCGACAGUGGACGUUAUCCAUUCUACGACUAUCCGUCUAAUGACAUUGGCAGAUAUCCAGCAGCUGAUAGAUACCCAGCAGCUGAUAGAUACCCAGCAGCAGAUAGAUACCCAGCUGCCGAUAGAUAUCCAGUGGUUGACAGAUACCCAAUCGGCAGAUACCCAGUUGACUCAUACCCUGAUAGAUAUCCCAUGGAUCGGUAUCCAGCAGACAGAUAUCCGAUCCGAGGUGGCGGGAGAUACCCAUCAAAACCCUGGUACCCUAGCCGCUAUCCUGAUAGAUACGACCAGGACCGCUAUCCCGGCACUAAUGAUUGGGGACGGUAUCCAUCCAGCCGUUACCCUGUGGGUGUCAACAGAGACCCCGUACCUUUGGGUGGCUCCCGUUAUCCUGAUCUUUAUGACAAGUAUCCUCCGAUAGGAUCGUCAUAUCCCGCAGGCUAUGGGCGUGGUGGAUAUUAUGGCUCUGAUUAUCCUGGUUCAGAUCGUUACCCAGUACCAGAUAGAGGAUUACGACCAGCACCUGUUGGCCCAGAUAGAUAUCCAGUGGAACCUAGACCAACGUUCGGUCUAAGACCAGUACGUCCUAUACCUCCAGUACCAGACAGGCCAGGACCUGGUGGAUAUCGUGGAAGCUAUCCUUCGGCAGUUGGCCCAGUACCAGUAGAUCGACCGAUUGGAGGUUACGGUGGAUAUGAUGAUGGUCCAAUUGGUCCAGUCGGACCAGGCAGGCCACCUAUCGGUGGUGUCGGUCAGAGACCAUGGCAAGGAUCUCGAUGUGAGGAUGACAGUUUCCGGCAAGUAGGAAGACAACGCAUGCAGCGAAGAUUUGUACGUCGUUUUACUACAGCCCAAUCUUUGGCACAGUGCCAGCGAGAAUGCACUGAAGCGCGUGAUUUCAUAUGUCGGUCGUUCAACUACAGGGAAGUUGGUUUUGGAGAACCUCGCGACAAUUGUGAACUCAGCGAUCGGGAUACCCGGGAAUUAGAUGCUGCAAAUCCAGCACAUUUUGAUAAUACAGCAAAUGAAUACGAUUUCUAUGAGAGAGCUCUUGGCCGUAUUGCUGAUGAUUGUUUGGAUGUAUCUCAAGUAUGCAAUGAAGAUGGAAUGGAGUUCACUCUACGUCUCCCAGAAGGUUUCUAUGGUCGUAUGUACACGUAUGGCUUCUAUGACCGCUGCUUCUUCCGUGGCAAUGGCGGUACUACUAAUGUUUUGCGUAUUUCUGGGGCCCAUGGGUAUCCUGAAUGUGGUACACAACGGUAUGGCGAGACAAUGACAAACAUUGUCGUGGUUCAAUUCAGUGACAAUGUCCAAACUUCUAGGGACAAACGAUUCAACUUAACUUGUCUCUUUAGAGGACCAGCUGAAGCAGUAGUAACCUCAAAUUAUAUUGGAGCAGGCUUCGGCUAUGACUUCAUUGACAGGUCGGGCAGUCCAAUACCCAUCGAGUAUCUACCAGAGGAGAGUUCUCUAAAUUCAAAGGUCCGGCUGCUGAUCCUUUACCAAGGACGUCCAACUACAACAAUUGCUGUUGGUGAUCCUUUGACCUUUAGGCUGGAAGCCCAAGAUGGUUAUAACUACCCCGCAGAUAUAUUCGCUACUAAUGUCAUUGCAAGAGAUCCUUAUUCUGGACGUUCAGUGCAGCUCAUUGAUAGAGUCGGGUGCCCAGUCGAUCCCGACGUUUUCCCUGAAUUGGAUAAAGGACGAAGUGGAGAUUCUCUCGAAGCCAGAUUCAAUGCAUUUAAAAUCCCAGAAUCGAAUUUCUUGGUGUUCGAGGCUACUGUUCGCACUUGUCGCGAUGGAUGUCAACCCGCAUACUGCCCAAGCCACACAGGAAGAUCAGAACCAUCAUUUGGACGACGUCGCAGAGAUGUCAACUUUACCAUAGGAGCCGAAACAAACGACACAGAAGUUGCUACUGAGGAACCUAGUAAAGAUAAUGAUGACAAAAACAUAGGAACAGUUUACAAAGUGCAAUAUGAAGAGGCAGCUGUCGAUAAAUAUCUUAAGGAAGAAGUAGAGAUGCCUAGCCAUGUGAGAAAGAUGAUUGAGGUCUUCGAUAACCGCAAUGAGCUUCUAGAAGAGAAUGGACCAGCAGACUCAUCACCAGUCGUGGCCGCGGCUGGAGUUUGCGUGUCUCCGCAUCACUACAGGGCAUUACUUGUCGCUUUAUGUGUUCUCCUGUCAUUGCUAUUGGCUAUGUUGCUUGCGGCUUUGUAUGUCUACAGGCGUUACUGGCGUGUGCUACGCAAAAACAUCCAGGCGUCAAGUCCAGCGCCAGCGCUCCGCCCUAUCACCCCGGGACCGAGAGGCACGCGACCAUCGCUCUUUUCUGCUUCGCAUUUGCAUAAACCUUUCUCUUUGAGUGGUCUAGGUAGAACAUUUGCGGAAGUCGGCGAAGAAGUAGGCUCGGCUGGACGACUGGCGACCGCGUUUGACGACGGUAGCGAGCCUAUUUACACCGACCCCUCUCUCUUCGAGCGAUCAAGGUCCCUCCGGUCUCUGCACUCACUGGAUAUCCCUGAUAGACGCGAUCAUCGCCCGUAACUUUCACAAUACAAAACGCAUUGGCGGCGUGAUACGGAUAUACUCGUAGUAACAUUAUAAUGCAUUAUAAGAAAAAAUAUUGCUACUGUUAUACCCUUUACUAUUUAUAAAGUGACAUACAAGAAACUUCCCAAUUUUAUUAAAGAUUAAAAUAAAAAUAGAAUAAAUUUUUUCAGCACACUUCAAUGUUGUUGGAAAGUAAUUUUUGCUCUCAUAAGUAGCCUUUUCUCGCUGCCAAUGUCUUCACAAAAAUGUUUUUCAUUACUACUUUAAAAAACCUAACUUAACUUUUAAUUUUAAUUCCUUGGAACUGCCAAGUAUCUGCUCAU